Molecule: messenger RNA, 2182 nt
Organism: Telopea speciosissima
Lineage: Eukaryota; Viridiplantae; Streptophyta; Magnoliopsida; Proteales; Proteaceae
Product: HIPL1 protein-like
Exons: 7
Coding region: 46-2127 (693 amino acids)
Source: RefSeq, a predicted model, not a curated record
CCACUUGAAGAACAUAGAAAAUAUACCACAGAGAGGUUUGAACAAAUGGGUGGUGUGCUUACCAUUCCUUUGCUCUUUGGGUUAUUGCUGCUGCUUCCAGAUCUCUAUGCUUCAUUUCCCUUAUGCAGGGAUGAGAGUGCACCUGUAACUCUAAAUACAUCUUUGUCCUUUUGUCCUUACAUUGGAAGUGUCUGCUGUAAUUCUGCCAGUGAUCGAAGAUUGCAGAAGCGUUUCCAAUCUAUGAACAUUUCUGAUCCCGCCUGUGCUUCUCUCGUGAAAUCAAUCCUCUGUGCGACUUGUGACAAAUUCUCAGCGGAUCUAUUUAAAAUUGAGUCAGGAUAUCAGAGUGUUCCUGUUCUUUGCAAAUCCACUGCUUCAUCAAACACAUCCCAUUCUAACAGUACAACAGAGGAUUUUUGUUCAGAGGUCUGGGAUGCGUGCAGAAAUGUCUCUAUAAUCAAUUCCCCAUUUUUAUCCUUGUCACAUAAUCGCAGUGCAGUUCCAGUGAAUUCCACUUCCAAAUUGAUUGAUAACUGGCAGUCAAAAAGUGAAUUCUGCUACACGUUUGGUGGGGAUUCCACUAAUGAAUCAAUAUGUUUCGAUGGUGAACCAGUUUCAUUAACUAGCACAGGAACGCCGAGCCCCCCAAGUGGUCUGUGUCUCGAGCAAAUUGGGAAUGGAUCUUACCUUGAUAUGGCUGCUCAUCCGGAUGGAUCCAACCGUGUUUUCUUGGCUGACCAACGGGGUAGGAUAUGGUUGGCAACUGUUCCCGAGGAAGGAUCUGGGGAAACAUUAGGGGUUGAUGAAUUAAAUCUCUUCCUGGACUUAACAGAUGAGGUAUAUUUUGACACAGAGUUUGGACUGUUGGGUAUAGCAUUUCAUCCAAACUUUACAGGGAAUGGUCGCUUCUUUGUUUCAUUCAAUUGUGACAAGGUAAAAUGGCCCAGAUGUGCUGGUAGAUGUGCAUGCAAUUCAGAUCUGAACUGCGAUCCUUCUAAGCUUGGUACUGAUAAUGGGGUCCAGCCAUGCCAAUAUAGUAGUGUUAUCUCAGAAUUCACUGUUAAUGGUACCACUUCGCAGCCUUCCUUGGCAGCAAAGGCCAAUCCAUCAGAGGUUAGAAGGAUAUUUACCAUGGGCCUUCCAUUUACAUCUCAUCAUGGGGGCCAGAUUCUCUUUGGACCUGCGGAUGGAUAUUUAUACUUUAUGAUGGGGGAUGGAGGGGGAACAGGGGCAGCAGGUGAUCCAUACAAUUUUUCACAAAACAAGAAAUCCUUGCUUGGAAAGAUCAUGAGGUUUGACAUAGAUAACUUACCAAGUGCAACAGAAAUGGUUGAACUUGGAUUAUGGGGGAGCUAUUCAAUCCCAAAAGAUAAUCCAUUCUCAAGAGACAAUGAAUCGCAGCCUGAAAUUUGGGCUUUGGGACUAAGAAAUCCUUGGCGCUGUAGUUUUGAUUCAGACAGACCUUCCUACUUUCUCUGUGCUGAUGUUGGCCAGGAUGUAUACGAAGAGGUGGAUAUUAUCUCAAAAGGAGGGAACUAUGGAUGGCGUGUUUAUGAGGGCCCCAAUCUUUACUAUCCUUCACAGUCUCCCGGAGGAAAUACAUCUGCCAACUCAAUAAACCCCAUCUUCCCUGUUAUGGGAUAUUACCACUCUGCUGUAAAUGGGAAUGAUGGAUCUGCGUCGAUCACUGGUGGCUACUUCUAUCGGGGCGUGACUGACCCAUGCAUGUAUGGAAGGUACGUGUAUGCAGAUUUAUAUGCGGGAGCCAUAUGGGCAGGUACAGAAAGCCCUCAGAAUAGUGGGAACUUCACUAGUAACCAAAUCCCGUUCAGUUGUGCUCAUGACUCUCCAAUUAAAUGUAAAUCUGCUGCUGGAAGUCCUCUUCCUGCUUUGGGAUACAUAUUCUCAUUUGGGGAGGAUAACAGGAAGGAUGUCUUUCUUCUAGCAAGCAGUGGUGUGUACAGAGUUGCUCAUCCUAGUCGUUGCAACUAUACUUGUUCAUUGCAAAAGGUUACAGCUGCUUGUCCUUCAGUUUCCCAGUCAUCUCGGAUCCUUUUGAGUAACCAACAUAACCGUCUUGUGCUAGUGUUCUCUUCAUUCUUUAUUCUUAUGGGUUUUUUAUUAUGAUCUUUCACCUGAUGUUGUUUCCCUUAAUGGUGAAAUGUUGUAGCAAGAUUUGCUC